Oncorhynchus tshawytscha (Chinook salmon) is the source of this 3406-nucleotide messenger RNA. RefSeq names its product aldehyde dehydrogenase 1 family, member A3 (gene aldh1a3). Lineage: Eukaryota; Metazoa; Chordata; Actinopteri; Salmoniformes; Salmonidae. Gene Ontology annotation, molecular function: aldehyde dehydrogenase (NAD+) activity. The record is from RefSeq and is a predicted model, not a curated record. The transcript is spliced from 13 exons. The coding region runs from base 80 to 1627 and encodes 515 amino acids.
GCGCUUGUAGUGCUCAGUAGACAGUAGACAGACACACAGAGAGAAUACAGUUGUGGCAGGACUGGACCGGUGACGCAGAAUGGCUCAGAACGGAACAACAGAGAACGGGGUGACCGGGGCGAAUGGCGAUGGGAGCCCUCCCAUGCCUUUUCCCCAGCCCGUCAAAGUACAAGAGAUACGCCACACCAAGAUUUUUAUCAACAAUGAGUGGCACACCUCUCUCAAAGGAAAGACGUUUCAGACCUUCAAUCCAGCAACAGGUGUCCAAAUCUGUGAAGUGGAAGAAGCAGACAAAGCAGAUGUGGACAAGGCUGUAAAGGCUGCCAGAGCGGCCUGCCAGAGGGGCUCGCCAUGGCGAAGGAUGGACGUGUCAAGCCGGGGACGACUCCUGCACAAGCUCGCUGACCUGAUGGAGAGGGACCGGGCACUGCUAGCGACUAUGGAGACUAUAGACACUGGGAAGCCAUUCCUUCAUUCUUACUUCAUUGAUCUGGACGGCAGCAUCAAAACCCUUAGAUACUAUGCUGGUUGGGCCGACAAGAUACAUGGCAAAACCAUGCCUGUAGAUGACACGUUUAUGUGUUUCACCAGACAUGAGCCCGUAGGUGUGUGUGGAGCCAUCAUCCCAUGGAACUUCCCCCUGCUGAUGUUCAUGUGGAAGGUGGCCCCGGCGCUGUGCUGUGGUAACACUGUGGUCAUCAAGCCAGCCGAGCAGACCCCUCUCACAGCCCUGCACGUAGGAUCUCUCAUCAAAGAGGCCGGUUUCCCCCCCGGAGUGGUGAACAUCGUGCCAGGGUUCGGCCCCACAGCAGGUGCAGCCAUUGCUAGCCACAUGGGCAUCGACAAAGUGGCGUUCACGGGUUCUACAAAGGUAGGCCAGUUGAUCAAAGAGGCCGCAGCAAAGAGUAAUCUGAAAAGAGUGACCCUGGAGCUGGGUGGGAAGAACCCCUGCAUUGUCUUUGCUGACUCGGACUUGCAGUUGGCAGUGGAGGAGACCCAAAAGGGAGCCUUCUUCAACCAGGGCCAGUGCUGCACGGCCGCGUCACGUGUCUUCGUGGAGGAACAGGUCUAUGAGGAGUUUGUACGUCACAGCGUCGAGAGUGCCAAGACUAUCGUCAUAGGAGACCCCCUGGACCCACGUACAUCACACGGACCACAGAUUGACCAGAAGCAGUUUGAUAAGAUACUGGAGUUGAUUGACAGCGGGAAGAAGGAGGGAGCCAAACUGGAGUGUGGGGGCGUGGCCAUGGAGGACACAGGACUCUACAUCCAGCCCACCGUAUUCUCCCAUGUCAAGGACCACAUGCGCAUCGCCAAGGAAGAGAUCUUCGGCCCGGUCCAGUGUAUAUUCCGAUUCAAGAGCCAGCAGGAGGCCAUAGAGAGAGCCAACAGUACGGAGUACGGCUUGGCUUCUGCCGUGUUCACACGCAAUCUGGACCGGGCUCUCUCUGUGUCUGCCGCCCUGGAGACUGGCACCGUCUGGGUAAACUGCUAUAACGCCCUCCAUGCCCAGGCACCAUUCGGAGGAUACAAAAUGUCAGGCAAUGGACGAGAGCUGGGUGAGUAUGCAUUGGCAGAGUACUCUGAGGUGAAAGCUGUGACCAUCAAACUGACUGAGGCACUGUGAGGGACACAGGAGAGACCACAAACCACUACUAGAGCCCAGCCCAGCACUACUCUGUCAUCAACUCAGGCUGUGUCCCAACACUCUGAAGCCACUCCCUUUCAUCAUCUUCUUGUCUCCUUUCAUUUAUCACCUUUGGUCAUAAAGAGUUUGAUUUGUGCGUGUGCUGUGCUCAAAUCCUAUUCAACGCCUAUUUCACCUAUCACUCAAAGUCAUAAGGUGAAAAAGCCAAGGAAAGGACGCCAUCGAAGGGUGUUGGGACACUGGAGUGGCUUGAAGUGGCUUUCUUUCCUUGGCAAAUUAAAGGAAACAAGGAGAGGUGGCCAAUCUGGAAGUGAAUUGGGACGCAGCCAAACCCUAUUAGAGUUUCAGACCCUUCCACAGCUCUAUUGCUCCAGGGGUGUAUUCAUAGGAACCAAUUGGAAGCAAAUGGGACGAAAUGGGAGGGACAUACCUGAAUUUGUCCAAUAGAAAUUGCUAUGGUUCGCAACACUUUACACUAAUGAAUACACCCCAGCCCUUUACAAUACCACAGCACUUCAGAGCUUCACUAAUGCCCACCAACAGAUGUGGUGUGCAAUUUUGAACCUUUUUUGUCACCAGUCCCAUAGUAGAACAUCACCAGUCCCAUAGUAGAACGUGGGCCGUGUUCGGCAGAGCACAACAUUGUGGAACAUUCAGAUAAAAAUAUAUUAUGUAGAACAAACAUGCCUCUCAGAUUUGUAGAAUAAGGAAUCACCACAUCAGCUCUAGUCAUAGCAUGUCUAUCUGCAAUGUUCCACAACAUUUGCCUACACUGAACGCAGCCCGGUUUAUGCCUAUGCUACUGUCUAUCUAUGUGGGUCUCGUGUACAGAAAUAAAUGUGAGGAAUAAUAAAUAAAUAAACAAUUGUUUCUUAAUUUUGGGUUUUCUGAUUUGAAUGUUCUUAUCUCAUUUUGAGGAGCAUUUUCUCCCUUUUCAAAUGGUGGAAUGAAUUUUAAUAUUACCUCUAUUUUUAACUUUCUAAUGCCCAGAAGAAAGACAUGUUUUUAAUCCACUACAAUAUAUAGGUCUAGUACUGUACUAGCAAACCUUAACUGGCAUUUUAACACUUUUAAACACUUUACAUUGCAUUGCAUUUGGAUCUGUGUACAAUAUCUUUCAGAGUUGCUCAUCUAUAAGGUCUUGACCAGCGUGGCAACAUUCUGCUAACUUUACUAAAAUUCCCAGGUUUCACAGAAAUACUGGUCAGAUUCAGGGAUUGAUGGAAAACCUGGGAAUUUUCUGAAAGUGAACAGAAUUUUGCAGCACUAGUCUUGACUCCUGAGUACUGUUAUUAACAUAUUGUUAUGUCUUGGGUGACGACACCCCUGAUGAUUUUUGUAUGCUUUGUGGUUUUAUUGAACUAAAUGUAGGAAGUUUUGCAAAUGGUUUGAUGGAAUGUAUUUCUUUGCAAUACAUAUGGGGCUGGUUUCCCAAACUAAAUCAACAUUUCAAUGGAGAUUCUCAUUUGAGAUUUGUGUUUAAUCCAAGCACUCGGGUUAAUCUGUGUCUGGGAAACGGUAUAAUGGUAUAACAAUGCUACUGAAAACUGCCAUUAUGUUGAAAAUACAAGUCAUUUGGACUCCAGUAAUGUCUCCAAUGGGAGGUAAAUUAUUCCUUGUCUCAAUAUGCACCAUAUAUGAGAUGUUACAAUGUAUAACAAACCACAAGGAAACAAGUCAUUCUGUUUCAUUUGCUAAACUCUCACUUUUUAUAUGGAUAUUUAAAUACACAUUUUAAAUAAAAGAAAAUGGAAUGUG